CCUCUUCAACGAGCCAAUGUAUGUGGAACCGCCCGCUCCUGCGAAGGUACUCGAGAGCAGUGCCGACACGCGAGUUCGGAGUGCUCGCGGAGACGCUCCGAGGCGUCCGUCCCGCACCCCUCCAGCGCAGACAUCGCACGUCGAGAAGUGGCGUCUCACUGUCGACACCGCGAAGAGUCUCCGCGUUACCCUCCCGCCCGCGCCACCGACGACGCCCACAUCGGCGUCGAUGCCGGAUUCCCCUACUCCGACCGACCACGAGAGACGUAGUCCGGUAGGCCGGCGCGUGCAGGACCCGGUAUAUCGGACAGAGAGCGUGCGUUCAGGGCGGGGUGCCACCGCGGCGCCACACCGGGCGCAGAAGAGAAAUCAGUUCUUCCGAACAAAGCCAUGCCGGUUCUUCGCAGAGCCCACAGGGUGCGUCAAGGGCGAUAGGUGCAACUUUAUGCACGAGACCCCGGAGCACGGAAGGCUCCCGACAGGUCUUGCUGUGGCCGCGGAAGUUAUGUCAGAGGGCGAAGAGGAGAGUGCAGCAGACUCUAGCGUACAAGGCGAGCUCUCUUCGAGCACUGCGGCGACAUCCGAGGCGCCAACAUGCUCCUCAGUGACGGCGGAGGACCAGAAGACCAACUUCUACCCCGUCACCUGGCGGGUUGUCGGCGGCGGGGUCACGCUGGGAGGAAAACGGGAAGUAUGUGAGAACUUCUUGAUGGGGCGGUGCUCAGAGGGCGUCGACUGCAAGUAUGCUCAUCCAGAAACCAAUGAGGAUGAAGAUGACUCCGUCUACGGCUAUCCGGAAGCCCCCAUGUUCAGCCCCAUCUCCCCCAUUUCUCCCGUCCUCGUCCCGUAUCCGGUCAUGUACCCCUUCGUGCCCUCAAUCCAGGCCUUCGCCUUCCCCACACUCCCUACUGGUCUUCCCAUGGCGGCUCCAGCGUCCAUCCAGGCAGCCCCUACCCCGAAGGCCAUGCAUCGCGCGAAGAAGAGCCUCACACUCAUUACACCCGCCGCACAGCCAGUGGCGAUGCCCCAAGCGUACUCGCCACAUCGCAUUGUGGACGGAAGCACGCUUCUCGAUCGCGAACCCCCUGCUGGCAUGUACCGCCCGGAUGGCAUUUGGGCGGCUCGCUCUGUAGUCAGACCGUUGUCUACGCCGCCGACGCCCGUUCAUGGUCCGGACGUUGGCGUGGCAAGGCUCUUCGCCGCGGAGAUGCCUUGAGGUGUCUGCACGCCUCCCCCCGCGCCCCCUCGCGCACGUCAUCUUUCCCCCCGGCUCCCGGUUCUCUUCAUCAUUCAAUAUCUUCGUCGGACGGUGUUCGUCAGCAAUAUUUUAUUCCACUCGGCACGUACGCCGCGGUGUGACCUACGUUAUUUCGCAUUCGUGUAUUGCG
Trametes versicolor FP-101664 SS1 is the source of this 1388-nucleotide messenger RNA. RefSeq lists its product as uncharacterized. The coding region runs from base 17 to 1216 and encodes 399 amino acids. Gene Ontology annotation, molecular function: metal ion binding; mRNA binding. Lineage: Eukaryota; Fungi; Basidiomycota; Agaricomycetes; Polyporales; Polyporaceae. The transcript has 6 exons. The record is from RefSeq and is a predicted model, not a curated record.